This is a messenger RNA of Xenopus laevis (African clawed frog), 4443 nucleotides long. RefSeq names its product ribosomal protein S6 kinase, 52kDa, polypeptide 1 S homeolog (gene rps6kc1.S). NCBI's taxonomy places the organism in Eukaryota, Metazoa, Chordata, Amphibia, Anura, Pipidae. Bases 353 to 3556 code for a protein of 1067 amino acids. Gene Ontology annotation, cellular component: early endosome; organelle; membrane. The record is from RefSeq and is a predicted model, not a curated record. Gene Ontology annotation, molecular function: ATP binding; phosphatidylinositol binding. The transcript is spliced from 17 exons.
GUCACGUGAGAGGCGGAAGUGCCCUGUCUCCGCUGUCUGUGGCCUCUGUAGCCGGAAGUUGUAAAUAAUUGGGGCUCACAGGGCGGGGUGACAGUGAUUGAAUUGUGUGCUGCAUCCCUUGUAUGUGGCAGCGGGGUCGGUACAGUACGUGUAGUCACGGUGCGUGUCAUGCGUGCGGGGAAUGUGAUUGCUAGCUGGCUUAUAAUGUAGCAGAUGCGGCGCAGGACGUGUGUGUGUGUGUGUGUGACAUUAUGGCAGGGCCGGGGAGUGACAGGAGCUCAUGUGGCUGUUCAAUGGCAGAGAGCAGGGGAGAGGAUGAGCUGAAGGUCUCUCUCUGGGAUUGUCGCUGGGAAUGAUGAUCUCUCAAAGAGACAGAGGGGAUCUUGCACGUUUUUACACAGUCACAGAUCCCAGGAGGCACCAGAAAGGUUUCACUAUCUAUAAAGUCACAGCACGGAUUGUGUCAAGGAAGAAUCCUGAGGAUGUUCAGGAGAUAGUUGCUUGGAAGCGAUACAGCGACUUCAAGAAAUUACACAUAGAUCUCUGGCAAAUACACAAAAAUCUCUUCAAACAACAAGAGCUCUUCCCCCCAUUUGCCAAAGCAAAACUCUUUGGGCGGUUUGAUGAAAACGUGAUUGAAGAGAGAAGGCAGUGUGCCGAAGAUUUGCUCCAGUUUUCUGCCAACAUCCCAGCACUCUAUAACAGCAGCCAGCUAGAAGAUUUUUUUAAGGGUGGAGAGGUGCAUGAUGGAUCUGAUCUGAUAGGACCAGCAGAACCUACAGAUUUUACAGAUAGCCUUUCAGAUUGCAGCUCUGAUGUGAGAAAGGAUUCAUGUGGGCCUGAUGACCUGACUUUUACCAGCGUAUCUGAAUGUGGAGGGCUCUCCAGUGACAGUGACUUGAUCUCUUUGACGGUUGAUAAAGACUCUUUGUCUGGGAUAGAUGAUGGAAUGGCUUCCAAUCAGACUUCACCCAGUAAAUUCCUCGGGGUCCUUCCAUCGCCUGAGUCUAGCAUUCAAAGCGUCUUUGCCUCUAGUCAUGAGGCAACCAAAUCUGAGGGAGAGAAAGAUAGACAAAGCUCCUUCCCUGCAAGGCUAAAGCAGAAACUAAGCAAGCCAGACUACCUAACCAAGGCUGGCUCACUAAUAACCAUGGCCAUGAAGAAGGAGUCCCAGGAGGACUAUGAAUCUGCCAUUGAGUUUUACAAGAAAGGCGUCGAUCUUCUCCUGGAAGGUGUUCAAGGAGAGCCGAGUCCAACGCGGCGGGAAGCGGUGAAGAAGAAGACUGCCGAGUAUCUGAUGCGUGCUGAAAGUAUCUCCAGCUUAUGCCUUAAACACUCGCAGGAGGAGCUCAGCGCUCCUCCAGGAGCACUAAGUUCAAGGCCCUCUUGGAACCUAAGGAGUCCUGCAGAGGAACUGAAGGCCUUCAGAGUCCUUGGGGUGAUUGACAAGGUUUUACUUGUUUUGGAUACAAGGACACAGGAAACCUUUAUUUUAAAAGGUCUAAGGAAAAGUGAGCACUGUGCAACCAGAAAGACUAUCAUUCCCCGCCUUGUGCCCAACAUGGUGCGUCUGCAGGAGUAUAUCAUCUCUGAAGAGUCGGUGUUCCUUGUUCUCCAACAUGCAGAAGGUGGAAAAUUAUGGAACUACUUGAGUAAAUUUUUUAGCAGGAGUGCUGAUGAAAGCUUUGAUAUUCCUCCCUCCAAGAGCUCCCAUUCAGAUGAAGACCUUCUAAAACAUCUAGCUCCUUGUCCUAAAAGCAGCCUUGACUCCAGGGGAAGCAGUGAUAGAAACAUGCUAUCAGUGCAACAGCUGCAAAGUAGCUUGACAAUUAGCUCUCAAGAUGACAGUAGCACCCAAGAUGAGGAAGGGAGGGAAAGUCCUCUUAAAUGGGCUGAUUCUGCAUCAAGUUCUGAUGAGGAGUGUACCACAAGCUAUCUGACCCUGUGCAGAGAGUACAGCCAAGAGAAGGUGCAACCUGACACAUUAAGUGUUGAGCCUUUACUCGGACUGGAUGGACAGGAGGAUUUCCCCCCAGACUUCGUAGAGCAAGAGCCAAGUUGCACAACUUCUAAUAGCUUAAACUCUCAGCUGACUAGUGAGGAACCUUUAUUUAUUGAAGAGAGUGGACACAGCGUGCCCAAGCCAGUUCUGAUGGCUGACGCACUGAGAAAAUCUAGGGGUAGUCCCAUGGAAUUUUUUAGAAUCGAUAGUAGGGAAAGUAAUAGUGAUUUGGGAGAUCAUAGUUCAAAAGCAGGAACUGUUGAUGCAUAUCCCUCUUUCCAGGAUGAUGUUGAUGAUGAUAGUGAAUUUGAGCCAGAAAGGCCAAGUGUUGGCACUUCAGUCAUAAUCACUCACGAUGCAAUAAGCAGGGGGUCAAAUGAUUCUUUUCCUGUCAUUUCAUUCAAAGAUGCUGCUUUAGAUGAUGUUUGCAGCAUUGAUGAAGGAAGGCCAGACCUUCUAGUCAACCUGCCUGGCACUGAACAAAUGGACGAAACUGAAGUUGUUUUUCAACCCAACCUAUUAGAAACUGAUUUUAUGGAGACCAAGCUUUUAGAAACCCCUGACGUUUUACUGGUGAAUAACAGCUUGGAGCAAUUGACGGGGCUUAAUCCAAAUCCACUUGUGGCUGUUGAGCAAACAUGGGGCCCUCAUUCACAAAUUACUGAACAAUGUCAAGUCAACACUAACAGCAAGGAAUCUUCUAGAUCUGCAUCUAUUGAUCCAUUAGAAUCAAGGGGUACUUUAAGUGAUUUAGACACUUUAUUACCAGCAUCGGUGACUUUUCCUUUAUCAUAUUCCACGACGACCGAAGGAGUCUCCCAAGUUCCCUGUGAGACAUCUUCAGGCAUCAAAAAUGUCUAUGACCCUCAAGAGACACUCGCUUUGGUCAGUUCUGAAGUGUCUGAUGAGUUAACUACUAAUCUGGUGCAGCUCAAUAUUAAAAUCGAGGAUACAGAUGCUUGUGAUGUCAAAAAGGAAUUUUGGGGGGAGAAGGAUAUCCAUAAACUGUUUCAGGAACUUGAUGCAAAAUUGUCAGCCGCAUCUAACUUUAUCAUCCCAGAGACCUUCAUUCAGAAAUGGGCUGCCGAAAUAGUUCUGGCUCUUGAUGGUCUACACGGAGAAGGAAUUGUGUGUCGCGAUUUGAACCCAAACAACAUCUUAUUGAAUGAUGGAGGACACAUUCAGCUAACAUAUUUUAGCAGGUGGAGUGAGGUUGAAGAUUCCUGUGACAGCGAUGCAAUAGAGAAAAUGUACUGUGCCCCAGAGGUCGGAGGGAUAACAGAGGAGACGCAGGCCUGUGACUGGUGGAGUUUAGGGGCUCUUCUCUUUGAACUCCUCACCAUAAAGGCCCUGGUUGAGUGCCAUCCAGCAGGAAUGAACACCCACACGACUGUCAGUAUGCCAGAUUACGUGUCUAAGGAAGCCCAGUCUCUCGUUCAGCAGCUUUUGCAGUUUAACCCACUGGAGCGACUUGGUGCCGGAGUUGCAGGAGUUGAUGACAUCAAAUCUCAUCCUUUCUUUGCUGGUGUAAAGUGGGAGGAGCUUGCAAGAUGAAACCUUACUGUGCUGUUAAAAGGGAACAGUCAUGCACUCGGCUGGACCUGUAUGUAGGAAGGCCAAUGAGAGGAAAGGUUCUAAUAUCUGCGCACUGAAUGUGGCCUGUUGGGUUUAACUGAACCAUACAGUGCUGCACCGUCCAAGACACCUCCCUACUUGCAUAGAAAGUUUAGUUAACUUUUUUUUUUUUAAUAUGAAUCUGUGAUAUAAAGGAUUACAGUAGAACAAAGUAUGGUGAGAUAGGAUAAAAAGGAUAGAAUGUUUUGCAUGUUGCCUGGUGUAGUGGGCUGGGCAGGUGGCCCUCACCUCUAGGAUGAGAUAGCAGUCAGGAAUUGCUCCAGAGGGCUUCUGGUUGAGCAUCACUCUGUAUAUAGCGAAAAUACCUUUUAUCUGUUACACAGUACAAUAUGCCCUUUGUCCUCUUAUCUAACUUUUCUCACCAAGAAUGCAAAUGUCCUUUCUGCCCUCUCCUAAAUCUAGGGAUGCACCGAAUGCACUAUUUUGGAUUCGGCCAAACUCCCGAAUCCUUCGCGAAAGAUUCGGACGAAUACCGAACCAAAUCCGAAUUUGCAUAUGCAAAUUAGGGGUGGGAAGGGGAAAACAUUUUUUACUUCCUUGUUUUGUGAUUAAAAAGUCACGCAAUUACCCUCCCCGCAAAUUAGGAUUUGGAAUCGGUUCCGCCAGGCAGAAGGAUUUGGCCGAAUCCGAAUCCUGCUGAAAAAGGCCGAAUCCUGGAUUCGGUGCAUCCCUACCUAAAACAGACACUUGUGAGAUCUAUUGCUUUGGAUCUUAUAUGCAAAGGACACCACACUAACAUGCAAGGGGUUAAUAGGUUAAACAAGAACAAACAAUAUGACUAUAAUAAAGACGUUUUAUUGGUUGUA